CCCCUUUUUGCUCCGUCAGUGAGUGUGCGGUGGGCCCCGCUUCUUUGUGUGUGUGUGGCCUGGCAGGCAGGCAGGCGGCCAUGCCUACACGCCUGCCUGCCUGCCGAUCCACUCACUCACUCACUCACAUGACUAUCUAUUUGUGUGACCGACUGACAUUCAUCUCAUCCAUCCUCUGUGUCUCUCUCUGUCCUUCGUCUCUGUCUGUAUCACUCACUCGUGUGUGCACGUCUGUCUGUGUGUAUUGUAAUGACACUCGCCUCACCCACUAUCUAACUUGUGCACACAAACACACGGCAGCAAUGAACACACGGACACACAUGUCUACACCACAUUGCUCAAUGUCUCAUUGUCUAGAAAAGGCCCAUCCCUCCCUCCCUCCCUCCCUGUCUUGGCCUCUCUCACAAUGAGAACCCCUGUGGCGGGAUGGAUGUGUCCAGGAAGCAGAUCAUCUCCGCCAACACGCUCUUGGGCACCAGCACCCUCAACCUCUUCCACACAGAAUCAUUAAACAGCUCAAACGACCUCUGCACCAGCUUCUCCAGCCCCUGCUGCAUCCGAACCUGACACAAACCAGCAGAGAGAGACGUGACGUGCCAUUCUCGAUGCCCGCCCCGCACGAUGGAUGCGAUCGAUGCGACAGAUAGCCUGUUAGUUAGCUACCUGCAGCUGUGUUCUCAGUGUCUCCUUGAAGAUGGUCACGAGCAGCUGGAGCAGCAGCUGUGAGAGGGCGGAGGUGCACGUGAGCUGCACCUCCACACUGGGGCGGUCGAUCGUCAGUGACCGCAGACGGAGACCCUGUUCAACAGAGAACGACACGAACGCUGUGGCGGACACGUCGCUCACCUACAUCACAUCCAGCCAGCCAAUGGCACCACACCACACCACACCCUGUCUGUCUGUCUGUCUGUCUGUCGGCACACGUGCGGUGCGAGUGAGCUCCGUGCACACAACACACAUACCUGCACGACUGACGCCCCCUGCUCCUGCAGCGGCAACUUGACGAAGGAGGCCACCCAGUUGUGCCGCAGACUGCCACCCACCUUCACGCAGCUCACGCGGCAGUAACAGCUGCGGCUGCUGCUGGCCUUGUUCUCAUCAGCCGGUGCUGCUGGUGGACCGUCCGAUGCAGUCUGCCCCUCUCGACUCGCUGGCCCAUCGCGGGGCCCACUUGAAGGUAGGGAAGGCUCCUCGCUGGGCUGGGUGCGUGUUUCCGGUCUGUUUGGCUGCGGCUGACGUGCGGCGAGCGCUGAUGCAGCUGCUGGUGGGUGCUCGUACCACGCCUUUCCCACCGACUGCACACGCACCUGGCAGUCUUUGGUGGUGAAACUCGUCACACGCAGGUCACUCAGACGAUACCUGACAGAUGAAUGAAUGACGCAACGCAACACGGAGAACCAAUCAUGCAUGCCAUGGACAAACAAGUAUAUAUGAGCCCUUGAGUUUGCUGACUCAGGUACCUGAGCUGGUCGGUCUCGCCGUCUAUGGGCGGCAUCCGCAUUUCCUCGAGCUUCCUUCGAGCGAUCCGCAGGAGCGUCGACUCAUCCCCCUCACCAUCUGCUGCAUCCCCUUCGCCGACCGGCGCGCUGAGAGUGCGGCUGAUGGCGCCACUCUCCUGCCGCCUCACGAUCGGGCUGGCGAUGUAGCCGUUCAUCCCCGGGCUCGCUGUGUCUGUGUGUGUGUGGCUGUCGCUCUCUGAUUGAGGCGGCUUGGAUGAGAUCGACAGCGUGAGGGCCUCCAGGAUCCUCCGGAGGCAGACGACGGCCAGCUGCGCCACAUCACGCUUGGCCGCCACAUCGUCCUUGACUGGCGACGACACCUGUCCGUCCGAGUCUGAAGAGACGGACAGAGGCAAAGACGUCCAUGUCGAUGGAUGGAUGGAUGGACCUAAGCGUUGCUUGAGCUGACUGACCCGACCCACCUGGCGCAAAGGGGUCGGGCGGCAGGGGGUGGAAUGGUGGUCCAUGGCUGCUCCACGCGUCCCUCACGUAGCACCGCAGCACGUCCCGCACACAGCGCAGGAAGCAUAUUGCCAGCGACGGACUCUCACACACGUAAGAGUGGGGGCCGUCGGUCUCGAACGCGAAGUCGACAGGGCCAUUGGACGGGGAGGGUGUGUGCUGCAGCACCGGGGGGUGGCCGGCGAAGGCGAGAGUGGAGAAUAGACGGAGAUAGUCCGAUAAGGAAAUGAAGACAGGUCCGGCGGGGGGCGAAGCGCAUGACGUCGGGGCGGACAUGCUCGAGGUGAAAGCCGGCCCACGCAGUGAAUGGUAUAUCUGAGGGAAGAAGACAGCACACACAAAUGAGUCGAGUCAGUCUCUUGUGCCACUGACUAUCCCGAGCCCGCCAGGCCAGGGUACUGUACCUGGAAGUGGGCGUAGCAGUGGCACAUUGAAGCAAACGCAAUUUGGAAGAACGGCGGCGCACUCCCACUCGACAGUAGCAGAUGACUCCCGGGCGGCGGAGGGCCGCUCAUCCCACGAUCACUCGCACAGUCAUCUUCGCGGAAUAUCGACGACACGAGAUGGGCCAGCAGCCAACACACGUCAUACCCGCACUCGCCCCACGCCUCCGCGAGCGCAUGAGUGACCAGCACCUCAGUGGACGCGCUGCAAUCCGCAUCCUGCUGCCGAAGGUUGAGCAGUGCAAUGAAGCGGCACGCAAAGGCCAUGAAUGCGUUGCUGAAGACGAAGGCCAGGCCGAGCUGAACGACGGGUGAGGGGUCAUUGCUCAUGGCCAUUCCCUCCUCCCGCGGCACCACGGUAUCCCGAUCUCGAUCAGCGUCACGCGCCAACUCGGCAAAGAACGACUGAAACAGCACUCGAGCCUGGAGCAACACACCACAAGAUAUAUGCACAAAGCGGCCGUCCGUAAGGCACACGCAGGCAGUGUGCUGGUUGGGCUGGUCGACCAGGUAGAGAGCUUCCGCAGCCAUGACGACCGAGACUUCUGGCGGGUCGGGAAGCGAGGGGCAGGGCGAAGUCGCAUCCACAGGUGUCCACAGAGUUUGGACGAGCAGCCGCUGCAGCAGGGGCAGGGGGGCUGGGGGAUUGACCAGCGCCACACCGAGAGGCGUCCGGAUGUAGUCAACCGCCGAACGGAAGAAUGACAACAGCAGCUGACAAGAGGACAGCCAGACGACAGAGAAGUGUCGACCACCAAAAUCUAUCCUUCAUGCCGACCUUUCUGUCACCGUCUUGUUGCCUGCCUACCUUCCAUUCGGCGUGCGAGAGGGCUGCGAGCGGUGGGAGGGCUCGCCUACCGACUGGCCAUGCCAGUGCACCAUACACAUGGCCAGUCAGCCACUUCCAGAACCUGCCCCGCUCAGGCUCCCUGCCCGCUGCAACAGGACUCUCAGCCGACGCCCACAGGCCACUCGAUGACCUGAGCGGAGCAUCAUCCGGCGGCGGCCGAGUCAAAGAUUGGGGCGGAGGGGCAUCCGAGUGCCGACUCAUCGGCAGCCGCCGGCGCCGCCUUCCAGCAGAUGAGCCGUUUGUCGUUUGUCUGUGUGUGUGUCUGUUUCGUUUCCGUCGCUGGGCCGAUGACGGGAGAAUGGGCGUGAGGCUGUCCCAUAGCUUGUCGAUCGACACAUCGGGCUGCACCAAAGGCGGACGAGAGGGAUGCCUGAAAAAAGGCCCACAACACAACACACGGUUCACUCACGUCUGUCCUGUCUGCCUCAUUGCCUGUGCUCAUUCAGCUCACCGGGUGGUGAUAUUUCCGUCACACAGCGGCCCAUAUAUAUUCAGCGUGGGCAGCUGCUGCUCCAUGCUGACAUCCAAUCGCACCACACACGGCCCUCCAUCCUUGGCGCUGUUCUGCACUGCAGUUGGCAGCCAGGCCGGCCCAUCGAUGGCCUCCUGGGGCGACGAGAUCUGUAUCUGCGUCAGCAGAUGCGGCAGACGUCGGACGGCGCUCUUGGGUGGGGAAGAGGUGGAGCUCGUCGACGGAGAUAAAAUCUGCUCCGUCAUGAC
Messenger RNA from Vitrella brassicaformis, 3974 nucleotides. The record is from the annotation of a GenBank genome assembly. NCBI's taxonomy places the organism in Eukaryota, Vitrellaceae.